AUGGAGAGCUUUGUCCUGCCCACCAUUUCCAUCGGGGCCAUGCCCCAUGGCACCAGGACAAGAAGCCCGGAGGCCCCAUGCCCCUGGGGCCCUGCCAGCCUGUUUGUGGGUGCUUUCUGGGGACCUGGGGGGGUCCUGCAGUCACACCCCAUCUCUGAGCUACAUCGGUUUCUCCCCCAUGUCUUCCCAGCAGGAAUCCUCAAAACUGUGGGUGCUGCCCCUGGGAGCGCCAGCUCAGCCCCCCCAUUGCUGCUGCCGUGCCAGUGCAGCUCUCCAUGGGACGGCUCCAGUGGGCUGCUGGCCUGCAGCCCUGCAGUCCCAUCAGGCAGCGAGCUCCCCGCCCGCACCUGCACCAUCUACCGGCCCUGGUUCUCACCCUACAGCUACUUCAUGUGCACCAAAGGAGCUGCCCAGCAGCACCUGGGCAGCCUCUCCUCCAGCCUGGCCGCCAGCACCCAGGAGCCCGAGGAGCCCGAUGACCUCUCGGAUACCGUCUGCUCCUCCUCUAGCUCCUCAGACAAGCCCCAGCCCCCCAAGAGGGACAGGCUGGCCAGCGGCAGAGCCAGCAUCACAGUCCGGGACAUCCUUGCCGCUUCCCGGCGGCAGCCAGUACCCCAGCGCGGCUACCAGUGCGUGUCAUGCUGCCGCGUCUUCCCCACGCUGUGGUCGGUCAAGACCCACAUCCAGCACAGCUCCCAGGAGGGCUACAGCUGCAAGGUGUACUACCGCAGGCUCAAGGCCCUGUGGGAGAAGGAGCACAAUGAGCAAGAGGCUGCAGCCCCCAGGGUGCCCAUGUAG
Molecule: messenger RNA, 798 nt
Organism: Aptenodytes forsteri (emperor penguin)
Lineage: Eukaryota; Metazoa; Chordata; Aves; Sphenisciformes; Spheniscidae
Gene: SPATA46
Product: spermatogenesis associated 46
Exons: 3
Coding region: 1-798 (265 amino acids)
Biological process (GO): fertilization
Cellular component (GO): nuclear membrane
Source: RefSeq, a predicted model, not a curated record